Messenger RNA from Ceutorhynchus assimilis (cabbage seed weevil), 636 nucleotides. The record is from the annotation of a GenBank genome assembly. NCBI's taxonomy places the organism in Eukaryota, Metazoa, Arthropoda, Insecta, Coleoptera, Curculionidae.
AAUUGAAACUACACGUGCAUGUAUCACCGUUCUCAGGCCACCGCAUUCAAAUGCUAUUCUCGACCUUGCGCUAAGUCUCGUGGAAGUUGUUAUAACCCAGCUCCAGUUCCAUCUUGGAGAGGAUCGGCAACUUGUUAUAACCAAGCUCCAGCUCAAUCUUGUACCGCAUCAGCAGCUUAUUCUGACGCAGCUCCAGCCCCAGCUCCUUCUACCGAAGCACCUACAAAAGUAGACCAGAAAUCCGACGUAGUCUUUCCUGUAGGAUUGCCAACUAAAAUUCCACUUGGAAAUCACUGUGUCUGUCAAAAAUAUGUUAUGAGGCCUUACAUGAUCCCAUCUUGUGACAACAAUGCCGGUCAAGAAUGUGCUCCUGCUUGCGCUCCAGCUUUUGCUCCAGCUUGUGUUCCAGCUUGUGCUCCAGCUUAUGCCCCAGCUUGUGCUCCUGCUCGCGCUCAAGCUUGUGAUCCAGCUUGUGCUCCUGCGCCAGCUACCUCUGGAAUGUCACCAGCCACGAUGGCCCUUUUAGGCCUCCUUCCGUCACUUUAUGGAUCAGCAGCAGCUCACGGAGCAUCUUGUCAAGCUCCUGCAUCGUCCUGUCAAACUUCUGCAUCGUCUUGCCCAGCAUGCGGCUGCUAA